Molecule: messenger RNA, 3081 nt
Organism: Acyrthosiphon pisum (pea aphid)
Lineage: Eukaryota; Metazoa; Arthropoda; Insecta; Hemiptera; Aphididae
Product: piggyBac transposable element-derived protein 3
Exons: 6
Coding region: 639-2780 (713 amino acids)
Source: RefSeq, a predicted model, not a curated record
UUAUAAUGGCAUUACAUUAAAAAUAAAUGUAGAAAUUAUAAUUGUGUGUAUAACUGGAGGGAAAUUGGUUUAUUUUGUUAACGAAUAUUUAUAGAUAAUAAUAAGAAUUAUGGUUAUAUAUUUUAUCACUAAACUAUAUUGAAAAUCAAUGAUGUAAAAAAAAAAAAAAAAAAAUUGUCGGGAUUUUUUUUUUUUUUUCUUGUAAUAAAUAUUAAUUAUUGAUAAUCAAUUGGGAAAAAUCCCAUAUUUUUUUCCUCGUGUCUACACUGAUGUUAUUGUAUUAUGCCGGUAUUAAAAUGUGGUUAUUAUCUUUUAUCAGUGAGUGGUAUCGUCUUAAGUAAUAUGCCAUUAUAAUGACAGUUGGGCCUUGGGCGUUUACAACAUUUUGUGAUAACCGAUAAUAUUAUUAUUCAUGUGCACGUGCAUUUUGCCGCUGUUAUUCGUUAUCAUUAAUCGUUAUUCUCCGAAUCUCGUCCGGUAAUCGAACGAGUAACUCGUUGUUACGUUACGAAUUUUGUUUCUGUUGCUUAGUGAAGAAUAUCAACUAUAUUAGUAAGUAUUCUUUUAAUUAAACCACAUAGGUAGAUAGUUAUAAUCAGUUGAUUAAAUUAAAUUUAUGUUAUAAACUCUAGUUUGAAAUGUUAAAAAAGCAGCAUCAGCUGCCCUACGGAGACAUCAUCGAAUUGCUAGGUGAUGGGAGAGAUUCAGAACUAUCAUCAUUGUCAGGCGACGACGAUGAUUUUGUUGAUGACAAUGAAUACCCUUGUUCAGAAAUCGAAAAGUCUAGUAAAGAACAAUUGUUUGAAAAUGUACUUGAUGAUUUUGAAUUGUUUGAAUUCGAAGAUGAUGAAGAUUUCAACGUUUUUGCCAUAAAUAAUGAAACAGUUGAAGAUGAACAGCAAUCAGAUAACAAUGCUUAUGUCGCAUUACCACCACGUCAGAUAGCUACAAGACCUGUUGAAAAUGUACUUGAUGAUUUUGAACUGUUUGAUUUCCAUGAUGAUGAAGAUUUCAAUGUUUUUGGCAUAAAUGAUGAAACAGUUGAAGAUGAACAGCAAUCAGAUAACAAUGCUUAUGAAACAGUUGAAGAUGAACAGCAAUCAGAUAACAAUGCUUAUGCUAGGCCAAGUACACCUGCAAUACCACCACGUCAUAUAGCAAGAAGACCUGUUGUUGAACACGGACUACACCUCAACCUACCAUAUUACACAAAAAAUGAAAUUAAAUGGUCAAAUAGACCGUUUGUCAGUAAUUUCUUAAAGAUUUCGCCACCAGCUCCAGAAUUAUCAACUACUUAUAAGACUCUAUUACCAAUAGAAUAUUUCAGUAAAUACUUUCCUGAGGAAGAGUUUGAAAAUAUGGCCAAGUACACAAAUAUUUAUGCCAAACAAAAUAAUUUCAUAAAGUAUGUAGAUACUACACCUUCAGAAAUGAAGGUGUUUGUGGGUAUACAUUUGAAGAUUGGUUGUCAAAAACCUAGUAGAAUAAGAUCAUGUUGGACUAAUGAGGACAGAGUAAAUAUAAUUGCUGAUAAUAUGUCUCGAAAUCGUUUUUUUCAGUUGAGGUCUUGUUUUCAUGUAAUGAAUAAUGAUGACAUUCCUGAAAACAAUGUUGAUAAAUUUAUAAAAGUUAGACCACUUUUUAAUUCUUUUUUAAAACGUUGUAAAGAAUUGCCAGUUGAAACUAAUCUAGCUGUUGAUGAGCAAAUGGUCAAAUUUAAAGGGAAAUUAGGUGUCAAACAAUACAUGAAAGGCAAACCCUGCCCUUGGGGUAUUAAAAAUUUUUUACUCUGCUCUGCUAAUGGUAUGGUUUACAAUAUGAUUUUAUACCAGGGCAGUUCAACUGAAAUAAAUCAUGAAAUACAAAAAAAAUAUGGCCUUGGGGGUUCCAUAGUUUUACAAUUAGUUGAACACAUUGAUAAAAAUGAACAUUAUUUAUAUUUUGAUAAUUUUUUUAGCUCUUACAAUCUAUUUACAUCACUUGAGUGUUUGGGAAUUAAAGCAGCUGGGACAGUUAGACUUAAUCGUUUUGCUAAUCCUCCAGUUGUGAGCGAUAAAGAGCUAAAUACAUUAGGAAGAGGAGCUUCAUAUGAAGUUACCUCAACAGAUGGAAAAGUUGGUCUGAUUAAAUGGUUGGAUAACAAAUCUGUUAAUCUCGCGUCUAACUUUGUAACUUCAGGCAGCCCAGAUAUUAUUAAACGGUAUGAUAAAAAAAAUAAAUGUUAUGUUGAAGUAGGUCGCCCUGAAAUUGUGAAAUUAUAUAAUGAUUCGAUGGGUGGCGUGGAUUUGCAUGACCAACUCAUUAGCUAUUACAGAGUGUUUAUAAAAUCUAGAAAAUGGACUUUGCGUAUGCUGUUUCAUGCCUUUGAUAUGGCCACUUGCAAUGCAUGGUUGGAAUAUAGAAAUGAUGCUGAAACAAUAAAUUUACAAAAAAAAAAAGUAAUGGACUUAUUAGGUUUUAAGCAAAAUUUAGCUUCUACAUUAAUUUCUGUAGGGAGUUCUGUAGUAACACCUUCCAGAAAACGAGGGCGCCCGUCGUCAUCUAACAAAAUUAUAGUUCAACCUAAACCGUGCAAAAAAAAUCGUUUAAUUGAUAGAUACCCCACUGAUGUGAUGAGAAAAGAUAACACUGGCCAUUAUGCAUACAUGGAUAACUUGAGAGAUGCCACAUUCUGUAAGUUAGAGGGGUGUAAAAAAAGAACUCAUAUGGCGUGCAAAAAAUGCAAUGUCCAUUUAUGUAUUACCAAGACAAGGAAUUGUUUUUAUGAUUAUCAUAAUUAAAUAUUUAAAUCAUAUUAUAAUUAUGUAAAUUUAUAUAUAUAAUUAUUAACAAUGUAACAGAUGAUCUUAUAUUUUAUAUUUAUUUACCUAAUGUUAUUACUACUUAGAAGGAUGUUUUUUAUUUGUUUUAUCGUUUUAUGUAACUGCAAAGACUGCCACAGUAUAACCAUUGUGAUAAUGAUUAUAAACUUUAUUUUUUAUUGUCUUAUUUAAUUUUAUAUUAAUUGUUCUAAUUUUUAAUUUUUAAUUUUUAAAAAUUGUUAUUUAUAUUUUGUUUUACGAAUAAAGAUUAUUCAUACGA